Messenger RNA from Sciurus carolinensis (gray squirrel), 3199 nucleotides. It is a transcript of the gene Nek6, whose product is annotated as NIMA related kinase 6. The record is from RefSeq and is a predicted model, not a curated record. The transcript has 10 exons. Gene Ontology annotation, biological process: protein phosphorylation. NCBI's taxonomy places the organism in Eukaryota, Metazoa, Chordata, Mammalia, Rodentia, Sciuridae. Bases 176 to 1117 code for a protein of 313 amino acids. Gene Ontology annotation, molecular function: ATP binding; protein kinase activity.
CGCGCGCAGGCGGCGGCAGCGGCGGAACCUAGAGGACAAGCGUGCGGCCGCGGCGCCGCCAACUCGUGUGGGACCCGCCGCUCCGGCCGGCCGCCCGCUGUCCGCGCGUCGGUGCUCCGGCCGGCAGCGGAGCCCACCGCGCGCCGCCCGUGCCCUCGUGAGGCUGGCAUGCAGGAUGGCAGGACAGCCCAGCCACAUGCCCCACGGAGGCAGUCCCAACAACCUCUGCCACACCCCGGGGCCCGCGCACCCGCCCGACCCACAGCGGCACCCCAACACCCUGUCUUUUCGUUGCUCGCUGGCGGACUUCCAGAUCGAGAAGAAGAUAGGCCGAGGACAGUUCAGCGAAGUCUAUAAGGCCACCUGCCUACUGGACAGGAAGACAGUGGCUCUGAAGAAGGUGCAGAUUUUUGAGAUGAUGGACGCCAAGGCCAGACAGGACUGCGUCAAGGAGAUUGGCCUCUUGAAGCAACUGAACCAUCCGAACAUCAUCAAGUAUCUGGACUCGUUUAUUGAGGACAACGAGCUGAACAUUGUGCUGGAGCUGGCCGACGCUGGGGACCUCUCACAGAUGAUCAAGUACUUCAAGAAGCAGAAGCGGCUCAUCCCCGAGAGGACGGUGUGGAAGUACUUCGUGCAGCUGUGCAGCGCUGUGGAGCACAUGCACUCACGCCGGGUGAUGCACCGAGACAUCAAGCCUGCCAACGUGUUCAUCACGGCCACCGGCAUCGUGAAGCUUGGUGACCUGGGCCUGGGCCGCUUCUUCAGCUCUGAGACCACCGCAGCCCACUCCCUCGUUGGGACACCGUACUACAUGUCACCGGAGAGGAUCCACGAGAAUGGCUACAACUUCAAGUCCGACAUCUGGUCCCUGGGCUGUCUGCUAUAUGAGAUGGCAGCUCUCCAGAGCCCCUUCUAUGGAGACAAAAUGAACCUCUUCUCCCUCUGCCAGAAGAUUGAGCAGUGUGACUACCCACCGCUCCCAGGGGAGCACUACUCUGAGAAGCUUCGAGAACUGGUCAGUAUGUGUAUCUACCCUGACCCCGAUCAGAGACCGGACAUCGGCUAUGUGCACCAGGUUGCCAAACAGAUGCACAUCUGGAUGUCCAGCACCUGAACAUCGGUGCACCGUGCUUGUCAGAAGCCAACACCACUCUGCCUUACUUGAGUCCUCUUCUCUCUGAAGUGACCACCUGGUAGCCUGGAUCAGCUGAGACGAGAGUCCAGCAGUUCCCCCAAAGGCAGACUUUAAAGCAGACACUGAAUGCAGAGCACCAGGCAACGGGAAAAUUCCAAAGUCCCUUCUUUGUACUGUUGCGGGCAGUCUCUGCUGGGUUAGCGAGAGCAGGUGGGUCAGUGAGCCACUGAAGCCCACUCCCUCUGUAUCUGGACUGUAAUGUGAAUCUUUGGGUAAUUCCUCCAGAGGCCUGGCCAUGUCUCCUCUGACAGGACAGGUGUGAUUUGUGUGGUGAGCCUUUGCAAAGGUUAGCAAGUACAGUUUAGUUCUUAGUGUCUUUCCAAACAAUCAAGCUGUGUGCUUAAUUUACUCUGUUGUAUAAAGGGAUAAGUGGAGAUAAUUUUCUAAGUAGAGUAGAGAUUUUGCUAAUAUUUUUAUCUGCAUUUUGUAACUUGAGUAAGGAGGAGGAGAACCCAGCAUCUAGCAUUGAGCUUCGCAAGGCAACUGGUAUCUGAAAGCCAUGAGCAUGUGGUUUGCAGCCUGGUUUGCCGCCUUCCCUGAACACCUGCCCUGCGUCAGGCAGUGUCACCUCCUGUGAUGCUGAUGGUUCAUUUCAUGAUCAGUAUUAAGCAUUUUCCUCUGUGGGAAGGAAGCACGGGCUACAUGAAAAAUCUAAGGGCUUUGCCCUCAAGUUGUUCUUUCCAAAUUCUGGUUCUGCAACUUCCUAGUGUGACUUGGGCAAGUUUCUUAGCUUUUUCUGAGCCCUAAGUUUCCUUAUCUGUAAAAUGGGAAGGAUGAUUUAAUCUACCUUCAGGUUUUUGGAAGAAUUUGAAAUAAAAGAUGCAAUUUAGUUAUUAGCAUAUUGCAGAUGAUCCAACAGCCACAGCCAUUCACCAUUUUGAAAACUCAAGUGCAUGGACCAUGCAAGUUGAGAAUUAAAGUGCAACUGUAUUACGUGUAGGAAACCAGAAACGUGUUCAUGUAUUUCUUGUUCCCAAACAGGAUUAACUGUGAAGACUAAUUUAUAAAUGUGAAUUUAAGGAAACUUAAGCUCUGGAGGAAAUACUUUGAAUUUUGUUUUCAUACUCGAUUCUCUGUCUAUACUAUUGUCACCUGGUGACAGCUCAGCAGUGCUGGUGUUUUGGCUCACCUCGCUCAGUGGAUGAAUGUGCUGACCAGGCUUCCCCAGGGAAAGGACCUGGGCUGGCCACUGCGCCAUCUCUGCACAGAGUUCUGCAUGACAAUGCCGGGCUCUCUCCAGGCACAGCCUCUGCUCUCUUCUCCAUGCUGGGAAUAAAACUAUACCAGUCGGGUGUCGUUUUAAGUUUCCACACAACUCCUCUUGAACUGAGUUCCUAAAUGUAACAUGUUGGCAGCACGGCAUUUUGCAGUGCCUUUAGAAAUGACUUGUCAGGCCCCAGACAUUCCAAGUGAUCCUGGAAUUUUUUUAAGCUCCCCAAAUAAUUCUGAUCAUCAUCAGCCAAGCUGCUGCCCUCAAUAGUUCCACUGUCCUCCCUGGCCCACUCUCCGCGGUUUCACAAGGCAACUGGCCUCAGAGUGGGCUCACCCUGGAAUGUUCUCUCCAAAGGAGAAUUACAGUCCCUGUCUCCUACCCAGCACUGACCACUGAAAGUUUUCUGAUUCUAGACAGAUUUGUUGCAAAUAUUCUGCUUAUGGCUCUCAGAGCCCCUACCGUGUCUGCCCUUGGCACAGCAGCCUUGGCACACAGAUGAACUUGCGUUCUGCACGCCAUCCGCCUCCUACUCUGUGAGAACCGUCUGCCUGCUAUAAAGGGUUCUCCACCACUCACCAGGUCUGAAGGCCUGUGACGUGAUCACGUCCAGCUAAGCUUGCAAACAUUCCUAUGAUUUCAAUGAAACUGGUCAGAGUGGAGCUCACCCAGCUUCAAGCAGCUAUGGUAAAGCCACCAUCCCCUGCCUGCCUUUUCUUGGUGCUUAGAACUGAGUAGGGCCUAAAACUCAACCUUGGUGACAUUCCCCCCCGCCCGGUGCUGGGGACGGA